CACCCCUUUGUGACUGCUGGUUACUUGUUCGAUUCAAGACUUGUCGUUUCAUUUUGUUCAGAACUCCGGUAGGGAUCAUUCCAUGCGCAUAACGUUUUGAGCGACACGUUCCACCUGGACGGCAGACAAGGAAGCUUCUAAGCGGACCUGUAACGAUACAAACAGAGCUCCAAGUAGAUCGGUCCAAAGCACCUUCAGACGUUUUCCGAACAGGAAACAGGAACAAUCCCAAGCCACCCUUGGAUUUCGAGCAUCAGCUGUGUGAGGCCACCAUAACAGUUCUAUUUCCAGCUUCAGGUAUCUUCAGGUUGUGUCAGCCUUCCAAGGCCCAUCUUCCCAAUGCCACUUCGGACUGGUGGGAAUGGCAAGGAGAACUGCCCCACGAAGAUGGUGGAGCCACGUCCGAAGGUUUCAGCGAAGGAUCUACGGCGGCCCUUGAACGAGCGAAAUGCCACUGGCGAGGUGGCGAGUGAGAAGAGCGUGGUGGAGAAGAGUGCCCUUGUCCGACGGACGCAGAAGGCGACUGUCACAGGUGAUUCGCGUGCCCAGCGUACUCCACGGGUCGACCCGUGGCAGGAGGUUCGAGCUGCACAGGCAGAGGCUGAAGCCUUGGAGGUGGAGCUCCAGAGUUUGGCCGCGGAGUCCGAGUCCUUAGAGGCACAGUUGGCCUCCGCGGAGGCCCGCGAGGCGGAGGCUGAACAGCAGCUCACCAGCCAGUCUGCAGCCAUGCUCUCCGAGUGCGACGUUACUUCCGUCAGUAGCGGGGAAGUGUCUGUACGUUACACCGGGUGUGGCUCAAGAAUAGCCCAAUUUCCCACUCGUGAAUGGAACUUACGCCUCAACUUUGAGGGUUUUACCUGGCUUUGAUGGUUUUCGAGCCACAUAGAUCUUCUUUUGGACUGUGUUUACCUGCCAAUGCUUCGCCCUGUCGCCUAUUCGGUGUUUUACAUGGCUGAGUUACUUGGGAGACUCAGUGGACGGACCUCAGGCAAAUGACGAGGUUUGAUUGGGACUAUAGGGCCAUGGACCAAGACUGGGUACAGGAUGGGUAGAAGUCUGGUGUCUAAAGGUGGGAGUUUUUGGCUGACGUAGAUCACCC
Messenger RNA from Durusdinium trenchii, 1099 nucleotides. Lineage: Eukaryota; Dinophyceae; Suessiales; Symbiodiniaceae. The record is from the annotation of a GenBank genome assembly.